Messenger RNA from Ceraceosorus guamensis, 1668 nucleotides. RefSeq names its product FAD-binding domain-containing protein. Gene Ontology annotation, molecular function: FAD binding. The coding region runs from base 1 to 1668 and encodes 555 amino acids. NCBI's taxonomy places the organism in Eukaryota, Fungi, Basidiomycota, Exobasidiomycetes, Ceraceosorales, Ceraceosoraceae. The transcript has 9 exons. The record is from RefSeq and is a predicted model, not a curated record.
AUGAAGCUCUGGUCUUCCACCCUGGCACUCUGCAUCCUGCUUUCGUACAGCUUCUCAGCCGUCCACGCGUGGCAGAGUCGUGUCGAGCUGCAAGAUACCAUCGAGACGACAGCUCGCGACUACCUCAAGCGCACCUCCUCCCACACCUUUACGCGCGAGGCCAAAGAGGUCGCCAGGCGUCAAGUCAGCCAAGCCCUCGAGGGUGCUCGUUCUUCUCCAUCCUCACCAGCUGAAGGAUCUGGACCGCCAAGAGGCACGGCGAAUGAGGACCAGAUCCGUCAAUUGUGCAAGGACCUCCGUACGCAGCUCGGCAAAAAGAUCGUCAUCCCGAGACCUGCGAUCGUGAACCUCGAGUACGAAGAAUCGCGCCUACACGUCUACAAUGCCGCUCAAGCAGACGAGUACCCCUACUGCCUGAUCUUGCCCACCAGCGCAGACCAUGUGCGGGCUGCCUAUGCUGGAUUGAAGCGAAUUGGCGCCGGUUUUGGCGUGCGCAGCGGCGGCCAUGCCACGAUCGACGGUUGGUCAUCCACCAAAGACGUCAUGAUCGAUUUCAAAAACUGGUGCAACGUUGAACUCGCCAACCAGGGUAGCAUCGCAAAUGUCUCGCCCGGGUGUCGUUGGGGAGAAGUGUACAAGCGUCUCGAAGCUAAAGGCAAGACUGUGCUCGGUGGUCGACUGAGCAACGUCGGCCUUGGCGCAACGCUCGGUGGAGGCCUGUCGCACCUCUCCAACCUGCACGGUCUCAUUGCGGAUAAUGUCGCAUCGUACGAUCUGAUCACGCCAGAGGGUCAUUCCUUGACCGUCAGCAACACCACCAAUGCCGACCUCUGGUGGGCGCUCAAGGGAGGCAAAAAUCGUUUCGGUAUCGUCACCCGCUACGGCUUUCAGGCUUACGAUGUCGGGUCUUGGUGGGGAGGUUUGUUGACGUACAAGGGCGAAGACGCACUCAAGGUGUGCGAUGCCGUUACCGAAUUUGCCGAGACCUUUUCGGAUCCCAAGGCAGCGAUCAUUCCCACCUUCAACGCGGCUCUAGGUCCGAUCGGGGAAUUUGUUUCCGUGGCGUUGGCAUACAAUGGACCCGAUCGUCCAGCUGGGGUGUUCGACAUGUUCUUCAACAUCCCUCGAACGGCGGAAAAUGUCGGCAAAAAGUCGUACGCCGACAUCAAUAGCGUUUACGACUUUGGCGCAAUCUACGGCUUCAACGUGAACUUCCGCACAACCAGCAUCGCGCUGAACAAGGACAAGACUCGCGCGAUCUACAACAACUGGAAGCAGGCGGUCGUUGACGCCGCUGGUUUGUACUUCUCAAUGUCGGUUGGCUUGGAGCUCUUCACGCGCCAGGGCCUUGCGCAGCACGCGGCGAAAGGCGGCUCCCCGUACGGCUUUGAUGGCACGCCUUUUUCUGCUCAGAGUUACGUGAUGAUCUAUUCGCCAUCUUCACCCACUAAUGACAAGCAAAAGCUGCUCGAGAUCGUCAAAGCCGCUGUCGACAAAACGCCGAGCGAUGCUGGCCGCCCGCUAUUUGUCAGCUACGCGUCCCCUGAGCAGGCGCCCUUCCUGACCUAUCGACAGCUUGAUCGCCUCAAGCAAAUCAACCAGCGCUACGACCCUGAAGGCUACUUCAUCUCCCACGCCGGGGGUCCUCGUUUCGAUGACAAAUACUGA